This is a messenger RNA of Aureobasidium namibiae CBS 147.97, 1122 nucleotides long. RefSeq lists its product as uncharacterized. The transcript is spliced from 2 exons. Lineage: Eukaryota; Fungi; Ascomycota; Dothideomycetes; Dothideales; Saccotheciaceae. The record is from RefSeq and is a predicted model, not a curated record. The coding region runs from base 1 to 1122 and encodes 373 amino acids.
AUGGACUCUGUACUCCUCGACACGCCAGUGACCAAACCAGGACCGCCCAGGUCGCCGCCUCUAGCCUUCCAAAGGACGUCCAAUGAUGCACUCUGGGCUCCGUCGGCCAACCCACUGGUCAUGCAGUCAUUGUCGCAGGUCUCGUCGCCCUACUUCCUGGCCACUUCUCCCACCGAGGACGACAUGCAAGCCCAGCUCGACAAGCUGAACGAAGCCUUGCGUCUACAGAACCAAGCUUUUGUUGCCGAGCGUGAGAGCUGGCAGAUGGAGCGAGAGAGGAUGCAUCGUCGCGUCAGUGCCCUCGAAGCUCUGCUCAAGUCUCCCAAUGGCCAAAGCCCAGCACGCAGUCCUGCCAUGUCCCCUCAGAAUGGCGCGAGGCCCGCUGCUCCCCAACUUCCCAGCAUAACUGAAGUCGACACUUCUCGCUUGUCUCCGGAACUGCCUCGUAUCAAGAGAGACGCUGCUCCUGCUCAUAUCGACAUACCCACCCUACAAGACGCCUCUGUCUUCGAUGAUGAUGCGACUCUAGAGGAGGUACUACAGGGCGAUCUCCCGGCUUCUCCACCAGCCACCCGCAACAUCCUCAGCCCUCCGCCACCCGCCAACAGGAGACAUGCCGGUCAUACUCCUCUCAAGGCCCCCCAUCCCGGUGAAUUCAGCCCUGCCCUGAGUACCCGCUCAGACAAGGUAACCGACACGCCAACCCGCUCGAAUACUCUUAUGAACGAAGUCAUGUCACAGGAUGACGGUGCCGAUGAGGAUCGCCCGCUAAAAGGGCCCUUACACAUGCCUUCGCUACCAUGCAACCCGGGCGCCGAAAACUUUACCAUGGACAUGCUGGAUGCAAAACUGAAGGACAUUUCUGAGCAUCCAGAAGAAAACGAACCUCUGGUCUGCAAAAGCACCCUUCUCGCUGCAGAAGAGGAACCUUCCGAACCUUCGUCUGCUCCCGGAGAGAAAGUCGACUCGGCCAGCGACGAGUCCAGGGACAAGACCGAAUCGACGUCUACAGAAAGCAAGGACAAGGGCAAUCUAGACGAGGGUAUCCGACUCCGUACAAAGCCAAGUUCAAAUUUCGGUGCACCCCUUGGCUCAAUGGGUGGAUGCGGAUGGAGACGUUAG